Messenger RNA from Manihot esculenta (cassava), 1257 nucleotides. Its product is annotated as peroxidase 27. Lineage: Eukaryota; Viridiplantae; Streptophyta; Magnoliopsida; Malpighiales; Euphorbiaceae. The record is from RefSeq and is a predicted model, not a curated record. The transcript has 4 exons. Gene Ontology annotation, biological process: hydrogen peroxide catabolic process; response to oxidative stress. The coding region runs from base 50 to 1036 and encodes 328 amino acids. Gene Ontology annotation, cellular component: plant-type cell wall; plasmodesma. Gene Ontology annotation, molecular function: peroxidase activity; heme binding.
UUCACCUGAACUGUUUUCCCCAAGAGAAGAACUCAUCUGCCUUACAGAAAUGGCUGCUUCAAAAUCAUUUUCACUUCUUCUUCUCCAAUUCAUCUUUGUUUUAUUUGUGUUUAACCCAGUGAAUGCUCAACUGAAAGUAGGGUUUUACUCCAAAACUUGCCCACAAGCUGAGGCCAUUGUUAAGGAGGUUAUUGAUCAAGUCAUGUCAGUGGCUCCUUCUCUUGCUGGCCCCUUGUUGAGGAUGCAUUUUCAUGAUUGCUUUGUUAGGGGUUGUGAUGGGUCAGUACUGUUAAACUCCAGUACUCAGCAAGCUGAGAAAAAUGCACCUCCAAAUCUGAGCCUUCGAGGAUUCCAAAUUAUCGACAGAGUCAAAUCUGCCUUGGAAAAGGCAUGCCCUGGUGUGGUUUCAUGUGCAGACAUCGUGGCUAUUGUGGCUAGGGAUGUCACAGUUGCGACCAAGGGACCUCGAUGGGAAGUUGAAACUGGACGAAGAGAUGGAAGAGUUUCCAAAUUAAUAGAAGCCUCUAACAACUUGAUAGCUCCUACUGCUAACAUUACCACUGUAAUAGCAGGAUUUCGAGCUAAGGGUUUGAGCAUAAAAGAUGCAGCGGUGCUAUUAGGUGGCCACACCAUUGGUACUUCUCACUGCUCUUCAUUCAAUUCCAGGCUUUACAAUUUCACUGGAAAGGGAAUCAAUAAUGACUCUGAUCCUACAUUGGAUUCAGAGUAUGUUGAAAGGUUGAAAAAGAAAUGCAAGCCAAGAGAUCAAAAAACACUGGUAGAAAUGGAUCCUGGGAGCUUCAGGACAUUUGAUGCAGACUACUAUACACUUGUGAGCAAAAGAAGAGGUCUCUUCCAGUCUGAUGCAGCUCUCCUUGACAACAGUGUGACAAAAGCUUACGUUAAGCUUCAGGCUGCCACCAAGGGAUUCACUUUCUUCAAAGACUUUGGUGAGUCAAUGGUGAAGAUGGGUAGGGUUGGAGUUGUUACAGGUACAUCAGGUGAAAUCAGGAAAGUGUGCAGCAAGGUUAACUAGACAAAGUUGAAUGUGGAAAUGGAGAGAAUAUUUCCUACGCUCGAUCGUUUUACUAGUUUUAUUAUUUAGUAUUUAGUUAAUAAAUUUGUCCUUUUUCUCUUUGAAUAUUUGCUCAGAAGGUUUAUUUUGAGACCAUAAUAAGAAGAUUUCAACACGUGGACAAAUAUUGAUCAUGUACUCGGGCAAUAAAUUGUGCAUGUUUCAUGCAAUUGGUUGGAGUU